Molecule: messenger RNA, 5126 nt
Organism: Helobdella robusta
Lineage: Eukaryota; Metazoa; Annelida; Clitellata; Rhynchobdellida; Glossiphoniidae
Exons: 22
Coding region: 288-5126 (1612 amino acids)
Biological process (GO): intracellular signal transduction
Molecular function (GO): 1-phosphatidylinositol-3-phosphate 5-kinase activity; ATP binding; metal ion binding
Source: RefSeq, a predicted model, not a curated record
AACUCGACAACUGAUUUCCUUAUAUUGUUUUUUAUACCUGAUCUAUCUUUCGUGUCUUGUUAUAAAGUAACCUAAUUAGCAAUAAAUUAGUAAGAUAUUGGUAAAAAUAGUAGCUGAACUGGGGCCUUUCCUGAUGUUUUCAUGAUCAACUAUAACUACAACUCAACUAUUGACUGUACUAUUCAAUUAUAAAGUUACUCUCCUCUUGUCUUACCCAAGCAUUCUUGGUGGAUCUAGUUAGUUAGUUAGUUAGUUAGUGGAUGCUGCAAAGUUUCAACUAACUAGUCAUGGAUAGUGAUAAUCAAAAUGAUAGUUACAUUAAAGAUUCAAAAGGCUAUCAAAAUAUUAAAUCUGAAUACAACAUCAGUGAAGGUAGAGAAGAUGCAGAGGAAAAUAAUUUAGAAGCCAAUAAAACAGCAGCUGAUAGAACAACAGCUGAUAGAACAGCAGCUGAUAGAACAGCAGCUGAUAAAACAGCAGCUGAUAAAACAGCAGCUGAUAAAACAGCAGCUGAUAUAACAGCAGCUGAUAAAACAGCAGCUGAUAGAACAGCAGCUGAUAAAACAGCAGCUGAUAAAACAGCAGCUGAUAAAGUAGCAGCUGAUAAAGUAGCAUCCAGUAGCAGCAGCAGCUUAUUUCCAUCUGGUCGAAUUUUAUUUUCCAAUACACUGAAAGGUCUUGUUAGGAUUGUCAACAGCAAAGGAAAUACGCCGCAAGCCUUCAAAGACAGUCAGUUCAGAAAGUAUUGGAUGUUGGACAAGCACUGCACGCAUUGCUACGACUGUGGGGCCAAAUUCUCAUUCAUCCUUCGCAAGCACCACUGCAGAAUCUGUGGGCAGAUUUUUUGCUCCAACUGUAGUAAUAAGGAAGUUCCUGGAACGUUUGUCGGAUUCACCGGUUCACUAAGGAGCUGUAACUACUGCAGUCAAGUGGUGCAACAGUACGUAAGAGACAACGAAAUUUGUAACAUUCCAUCAUUAAACGAAGACUCCAACCAAACUCCUAACUCUUCACUAAUAACCACGGACCCCAACGUUAAUGAAGCUAGCAAUUCUAACAACACAAACACUCUGGCUAAUUUCACUAGUUUUAGUACAACGACAACGCCAUCAUCGUCAUCAACGUCGUCACCGGCCAACAGCAGCAACACUACCAAUGCGUCACUUUUAUUUUCAGCCAAUAGGAGAGCAGGAGAGCGAAAGAUCAUGAAUUUGUCGUCUGCCAAAAAUAAAUUUUUCCCCACCAAAAGUGGAGUUAAUAAAAAUGGUUCAAGUGGAUCUUUUGACAGAAGGUGCUCUGACUACAAUCCUAUUAGAUCUUCCAUAUUUGAUGAGGAUUCAGAUAAACCAGAGCUCUCUUACAAGAAUGCUUCCUCUGUAGAGCCGUACACAACUGAGAAGAAGUUACUUCUGCAGAAAUCAAUGCAACUGAAGUCACUGUGGUUGAGUAUGGUAGGUGGUCUAGCGACGCAACAGUUGCGAUACAAACUGAAGACUUACGAUAGAUGCAUGCUAGGUAGUAAUGUCGUUGACUGGUUGUUGCAGCAACAUAAAGCUUCAUCAAGAAAACAGGCGUGUUUGUUUGGCCAGGCCCUGAUGGAUUCCCACCUGAUGCAAGCGGUGGACAGCAGCAUCAAAUAUUUCGUCGAUGAUAACAAGACCUACUUUAGGCCUUCUACUAACAGACCACCAGCUGGUCCUAAAAGUUGGCGGAAAGUUAGUGGUGCCAAUGAAGAUGACGUCAGCGCGAUUGAAUCAGAUGACGUCAUAGUAGACGAUGAUAAUGACUUAGGCACGGAACCUCUCUGGGUUAAAAAUAUUCAAAGAAAUGCCGACGAUGACGACGACGAUGACGAUGACAUGGCUAACAACAACAUCGUCAACGAUGGCGACGAAAAGAAUUCAGACGCGAAAUCGCAGCAGUCAUGUAAUUUGGAGAGAAAAUCAACCUUCUAUAUCGACCAUCCGCUCAAAUCGCCUCUCAAAUGCGAACAAAUUAAGGACGAAGUUACCGAUGAAGAUGACUCACAUAUAUGCCCACUUUACCCUGAGGAUAAUUCAUACAGUGUGGAUGAAGCUACACACACUCCUACAACAACUGGUACUAAUGUUACCGAUACAAAUAACACUUCUACUAAUACUACCAGUGCUAGUUCUGAUAUCAUUGCCUCCAUUACUUCUACCGUUACUCUUACUGAUCAUGUGACCGGAAAAACGCCGGCCGGCCAGUGUGAUCAUGACGUCAUUAAGAGAGAAUUGAAGGGACAUCUCAGCAGGCUGUGCGACGAGUUGAUCUCUCGCCAGAAGAUCAGCGUCAUGUGGAAGGAUGUCAUCGUCAUGCUUGCCAAGAACACCAACAACAAAUUAAAAACAAAGGGAGAAACAACCAACAACAACAACUAUAAAAAUAAUAACAAUAACAUCAACGACAAUAAUAAUAACAAUAACAUCAACAAUAAUAAUAAUAACAAUGACAUCAACAUUAACAAUAAUAGUAAUAAUAAUAAUAUAGUGGCCGCGGUCGAUGACGAAAUGGACGUAUGCAGCUAUGUAAAAAUUAAAAAGAUUCUGAGCAGUAAGGAGAUUGACGAGUGUGAGAUUGUAGACGGUGUUGUGAUGACGAAGAACGUCACGCACCGGAAGAUGAGGUCUGACGUCACCAAUCCAAAGAUCCUACUCCUCGCUACCUCCCUGGAAUACCAACGCGUCGAGAAUAAGUUUUCGUCGCUAGAGCCGCAGAUUUUGCAGGAGCGAGAAUUCCUGAAAAAGAGCGUUGAAAGAAUCCUGCAGGUCGAACCGGAUGUCGUCAUUGUUGAAAAAUCCGUCUCCAGAUUAGCCAAUGAGUUUCUGUUUAAUGCCGGUGUAACUGUUGUCAGUAACGUUAAGCCGGAUCUGAUAAGAAGGAUAUCGCGAAUGCUGCAAACGAACCCAGUGUCCUCGAUUGAUGGACUGGUCAGUAAGUCAGCUCUUGGCACGUGCCAGCGUUUCUACGUCAAAUCGUUCCCACACACCUCUGGAAAAAUGAAAACAUUGAUGUACUUAGAUGGAUGUUUGCCUAAACUUGGUUGUUCGGUAAUUUUAAAAGGCUCCUCGUUGAAGGACCUUCGCAGGGUGAAAUUGAUUCUUAAAUUUGCCAUCUUCGCCAUAAACCACAUGAACUUUGAACUCUCCUAUUUGAUGGACGUACACGCGGGCAUGCCAGCUUCACGUACUACGACUCACGACGAUGAAGUUAGCACUGUUGGCAAUGACGUUCAUAUUAGUAACAGGCAACCGGCUUGUGAUGGCAGCACUGAAGUUAGUGCACUCCACACUGAAGUUAGUGCACUCCACACUGAAGUUAGUGCACUCCACACUGAAGGUGGUGAGACUGUUUUGAAGGGUGACGACGGUGGUGACGACGAUCUGGAGAGGAGGUUGAGGAAGAUGCAGAAAUAUUUGAAAGAUGGGUUGCUGUCCAUUUCGCCGCACGCCACUUUUUAUUGCCCCUACCUAGAGUUGAGUGCUUGCCAGGGUUUCAAAGGGGGGAACAUCGGGUCUUUCCUGACCCCACCUCCACAUUUCUGGUCUAAAAUAUUGAGUAAUGAUGGUGGUGAAGGGGAUGAUGACGAUGUGGGUGCUGCUGAUGCUGAUGAUGAUGAUGGUGACAGAAUUCAGCGCAACCUUCCACACGUCUUCCUUCAAAAUUCCAACAUUGGAUCCGUUAAUGGGCUGCCUUUUCAGAACAUGGUGGCAGACUAUAGAGCCCGGGGUGGCACUCUGUCGUACAAAGAGGACGUCAGCCCUUACUAUUUCAGCAGCAACCCAGCAACCAAACAACCCAAACAUCUCGACAAUGACGUCAUCGCUCUGUCAUCGUCCUCAAAUCGUCAACAACAACAAAAGCAACAAAAACAACAAUUCAUCGAUUGUAUGGAUGUUUUGAACCAUCAAAAUAUCACUUUGUUGUUUAGUAGCAUAUCCAGUAAAUCUGGAAACUACCCACAGCCUUGCAUAUGUCCCUGGGAAGUGACCAUGAAGUACUACAGUGGCACGGACAUCUCCCUCGGUGGCUUUCUUGACCAGUUCUGCUUCAGUGACCAGUACAGGUGCAUUUCAUUCAAGUGUGGCUCGCCCAUUCGCGACCACGUCAGAAAGUUCGUUCACCACAACGGCUGCAUACAAGUCACCAUGAAGUCCAUCGACGCUAAUGCCGCCGCGUCAUCGUCGACGUCCUCCUCUGCCUCGGCGUCGUCGUCGUCAUUGUCGUCGCUUCAAGUUGGGUGUUCGUCUGUCUUUGGGGGGCCUUCUGGGGCUGUUUGUGGCCCUGGUGGGGCUGGCAGCAGCGAGUGCAUUUUGAUGUGGAGUUGCUGUCUGCUUUGUUUUCAGAAAGUUCCAGUAACCGUGAUGUCACCUGAAACGUACAACAUGUCCUUCGGCAAAUACCUCGAAUUGAGGUUCUACGCCGAUGCUUACGUCAACCAAACGUCAUCAUCCUCGUCGUCAUCAUCAUCGUCAUCGAAUGCCGCCAGAUGCUCUCACUCGCUACAUCAUCAUUACAUUCAAUUCUUCGAUUGGGAUCAUCUUAGAGUUGCUUUCAAAUACACGCCGGUUAAAGUUCUAGACAUGAACAUACCAGACAGAGUGAUAGAGCUUCUGUCUCAGCAGCAGACUAAGCAACUUGAAGAGCAUCUAAUACAGGAAGGCCUUCUUGUGAAAGAAAGAUUGAAAAACUUGUUUGAGUCUAUUGUUGAAAACCUAUCACGCAUGAAGAAAGACCAGAAGACAUCAAAUAGGCGUAACCACAACAGCAACGACCACAAUAAUAAUGUCAUCAAUCGAAUUAUAGAGAAGGCCCAAGCCGCAACCAACGACGGCUUCAACAACAGCAACAACAACAGUGACAAAAACAUCAACAACUACCUUAACAUCCAAAACAUUAACAACAUUAACGUCUUCAUCUUCUGUAAUGACGUCACAAACACCAGCAACAUCGACAUCUAUAGCAGCUACGUUAAUUACAUCUACUGUAACGUCAGAUUCAAUCACAUCAAUUGCAACAACAGCAACUACAACAGUCUCUUUAACGGAAAUAACCCCAUCACCAACAUCAGAAACUUCAUCAGCAACAAAUUCAUCCUUAAGUAA